GCAUUACGUCAUCCUGUGGGCGGGGUUAUGUAAAGUAAGAAGAAAGAGCAGUGCGAGGGUGUGAGCGUCGGUCUCCCCCAUCACCACCACCAUCCACUCAAGUGUGUCUGCACCGCUGGAGCCGCAGACUGACACACACACCCACACACACCCACGCACACGAGACACAGAGCGAGAGACCGAGCCGGUGGACCGAUUGAGGACGACUCCUUCUCUUUGUCCACCCGGAAAAAUGGCGUCAAAGUGUCCAAAAUGCGAGAAGACAGUGUAUUUCGGUAAGUGUAUGUUUUUUUUGAGCACGGCGAGUAUUUCAGGGUUUGACUGUUGUGUCCCUGUGAACGCGAAUUCUCAUGAAAAUACUCUUCAAUAUUCAGCAAUUUUCUCGUGUUUUGAUGCAUUUGUAUCCAGAGGGGAUUUAAGGUUAAUCCAGAUUAGGUUAAUUACAGACCAGGCAGCUCCAGAGGUCAUAUGAUCUGAACUGGCGUUUACCAAGCCACCAAAAGAAAGAAUUUAUUUGAUUUGAUUUUUUUUUAUUAUUAUUACCCCUUUAAUCAGUACCUGAAUUAAAAAAAUGGAAUAUACACUGUUUAUUAUUUUUAAUUAUUAUUCGCGUUACCUCUUUAAUCAGUACUUGAAUUAAAUAAAAUGAGAUAAUACACUGCUUUUUUUAUUAUUGUUCACAUUACCUCUUUAAUCAAUACCUGAAUUUGAAAAAUAAAAUCAGAAAUUACACUGUUUGCUUUUUUUUUUUUGUAUGUUGAUCUCGUGUUAUAAGUAUAGAGUCAAAGUGCAGAUUUUUUUAAGGAGUGGCGCAAUUAGCAUAGAAAAUCCAACUCCUGUAGGUGUGUUAUGAUGACAGGCCUGUGGUUAGGGCUGUAUCAUUAAAAAAUCCAUAAUAAUCUGUAGGAUUUCUGCUUAUUUAUUUACAUCAAUGCCUUCUUUAAAUAUUAAAGUAGUAAUUUCUACCUUUAAAUCUGUAAAAGAUAGUUCAAAUCCUCAUUACUAAACAUAAUAACACCCUAAAAUUGAGUUAUUUCAGUAGGACAGUUUAAUCAACAAUUUGUCCUGUGAGGCUGCUGCGUCGUCUUUGUUUAAUUUUAAUUUAAAUGCAGAUAUUUAGAGGAGAUUAGACAAUAUCCUGGACCCUCUAUAGUCAGGACCUGCAGGUGAAUGCUGGGGCGAUACUGAGGGGGAAAACUUAAGCAGCACUUGUGCAUGACAGCAGAGGCAGUGGCAAAAAACGAGGCAGAGGUCAGAAAUCUUGUAGCUGAAUUAGAAAGAUGUGUUUGAGAGCUGGUUAGUUAAAACUCUGAAUUCUUUGCAAGCACAGUUAGUAGUAAAAUAAACUGUUAAGUCUCCUUUCAUGUCGACCAAAGCAUGUCUGUCUGUCAAACUGCAGAAUUUUACUUUUGUAUAUUUUGUAUGUGCUAGUUUUAAAGGGACCGUGCAUGAAUUUUACACUUUAAGAGCUUUGGCCUAAUUUUGUUGAUAAUACUCACUAAAUCAAAUGCCACAUUCCCUCUCCCGCCUCUCCCUGCUCUCCUCUCUACUUCCGCCUCUUCCUACUCCUCUCUCUGCUCUCCUCUCUCCUCCUCCUGCCCCCUUACCUGCUGUUUCCUCUCCUCCUAUGGCUUCCUGGUAGUUUGGGUAGCUGCUGCUCCAUAUGUUGAAGAUAAAAUCUGAUGAAUAUUCCAGCUCGUAGUGACUCAUCUCAUGUAUGAAAAUCAAGUUGACUGCCUGGACUAGCUCCCAGGCUUUGCUCCGUUUCUGCAAGGUGCAAACAGACAGUGCAAGUCUGUAAACUCAACAAAGGCAUUUCUUUACUGUGCAAAGCUAGCAUGUCUUCAAACUGCCAAAAACAUCAAGAUGUCAUGUUGUACCUCCAUAACCUCUCUUUAAGAGUCUGUAACUACCACCUUACUUCUUUCUGUCCACCACUCCUGUACUUGAAUCCAAAAUAGCCACAUUUAGCAGACGAUGCAUUCUUUUUUGCCACAGCACAGUCUCGGCUUGCUCGUCAUACUCCUGCAUGUCAGCAUUCAUGUUGUUCCCUCUGCUCUCUGCAGCCUGGAUAGUCACGUGACCAUAAAAACUCAGUCAGAGCACCUGAUGGGUGUAACCAGACAGACUCCAAACAAUCAGAGGGGAGGCUUAAAUGUUUACAGACACACUUGAGCAUGUUUAUUUGAUUCACAGCCUUCUGCGUGGUUGUGUAAUUGCACAUUCUCAUAUGGUGGCUGCAGCUGAAAUUGGAUCAAUCAUGCAGCACUGUCAUGUUAUUCUAACAGAGAGGAAUAAGGAUGAAAAGGCUUAAAAUGUUAUUCACCUAAAAGAUAACAGUCCAAGCGACCAAACACUCCUCCUACGGGGAGCUUUGCUGCAAAUCCACAAAUAUACAAUAAUGCAAAAGUCCAAAACAUGCAAUGCAAAGACAGAAACAUUCUGCAAAUAGAGGGAUGUGGAGCAAAAAGCCAAAAUAAACCUGCAAAUACAGACACCAGAGCUAUAGUGAAACAAAACAUAGAUAGAUAGAUAGAUAGAUAGAUAGAUAGAUAGAUAGAUAGAUAGAUAGAUAGAUAGAUAGAUAGAUAGAUGAAAUAAGCUUACUCAUGAAAGUUUUAAUUAAAAGUCAUUACUGAUUAGCGUAGAUAUGAAUAAUACAAUGAUAUCCCACAGGAGACAGAAACCUGAUUUAUGGACUCUGUUACUGUAAUUAGCUGUUUAAUGUCUGAUCUGCACUGCCUCAAAUAUGGAUCAUAUUAAAAAAAGACUGAUGGGGAGUCCUAGACUCAAAGUGGUUUGGACAGAGCUCAUACCAGGCUAUAAAUGCUUCACUAUCUCUAGAUAAGAUUACAGGGAUCCAUUAACAGCCCUGUUUGCUUCUGUUCAUCAGACUAAAGUGUGUUAUCUGACAGCCAAAGACAAAGCACCAUCCGAACUUUUACAUUAAUGCCAGCUUUCUUUUUUAUCAUAAAGGAUUGGCUCUGUGUCAUCUUUCUUUGUGGAGAGUUUACUCGUUUUUAUUCUGGAGCUUCACCACAUGGCUUAGUAAAUAAUUCAUCGAUUGUACAUGCAUCACAGGGAUCAAUUUUCUUUUUGUUCUCUCCUCUUCAUCUCUGCGGUGAACCCCGCCCUGCCGGUUCAACCAAACAUGCUGAUGUCUCUUUAAUGCCUGAACUGCUGCAGAAAAUAUCAUACAAAAACUACUCUCAUGUUUCUUGUGUGAUUUACAGGGUAAUUUUUGCUGUUUAAAAAGUGAGUUUUUAUGAGUUUUAGCUUGAGAAAUCUUAAAAUUUGAGCCCCAGAGAUGCUACUCUCACUAAGUUCACCUCUGUGUGAUUAAAGGUCCUUACAAACCAGGACCGAUGCAAAUAUACAAUGCGAAAUUACGAAAUGUUCGGAGGUGAAUUUUGAAGCACCAUACACAUCGAGCCCAAUGCGAUUUUGUGACUUUCCGGGGGGGAAAAAGACGCGUCCCAGGUGGAAGCAAGAAGACUGACACAACAGCAGACUGACUGUUUGCAGUUCUGAUUAGACACUAGUGUUGAGAUGUCUGUCUGUCAUGAUAGUAUGUACUGAGUCGGGGUCAGUACCAGAUAAGCACAUUAAACUAUAAUCCAUAAAUGUAAGGUAACAACCGAGACCUAAUGGUGCUGUGACAGCAACGCAAUUGAGUUUGAGACAGUGAAAAUAUGGUAUGUUGUAUCUGAACAGGUUAGCAUACAAGCUAAAGCUACUUAGCACAGCCUAAAGUUAAAACAAAGACGUUUAGCAAACUGUUAAAGCACACAAACUAUCCUUCAGGUCGUUAUUUUUGUUAUAUUUCUGUCUUUUAUCAAAAAACACUCUGUUCCCCGACACAUAAACAAUCAGCCAGUCGGCCAUGUUGGAUAUACCGGUGAAUCAGACGUCACAACAGCACACAAUCUGAUUGGUCAGAAGUGGAUGCACAGUAUGCGAAUCUUUAGAAAAAUUGAACGUGAUCCGAAAAAAUAAAUGCUGCAAUAUCGCAGGAUGGGAAAAUGUCGCUGAUGUGAACACUGGUUUGAAAACAAAUAUUGACGUCUGAAAUAAUCGCACGAUAAAUAUGGUCCUGGUGUGAAAGGACCUUUAAAAAGUUUGUACAACCACAGUUUAAAAAAUGUAAGACUCCGGAAGACGUUAAAAAAGACAGGUUCAUUUGACCCCUGCAUUUGGAUUUUAAACGACGUGUGUCAAAAAUUUAAAUUUGAAAAAUUUGAUAACAAUUGGCCUAAAGACAAAAAAAGACUUAUAAAAACCAUCAAACCACAUUUUCUUUUGUGAGCAGUAUGCUCAUUUUAAAUUUGAUUCAAGCAAACGUUUUAAAAAAAAAAGUGCAACAGGGACAAGAAAAGAAUCGAAAAAUUGUUUAAUGCUAUAUAGAUUAAAAUAAAUAAACAGGAUGACCAUCACUAAAAUGAUAAGGUUGAUUUGUACCAGGUUAGUAACCUAGCUGGGUAUAAAAAGGACAUUUAAAGAGGCCGAGUCUUUGAAGAAUAAAGGCAAGAGGAGGUUUACUAUUCUGUGAGAGACUGAGUAUAGUUAAAAAAAAGUUUAAAAAAUCCACUCAGAUUCACACUCAGUAGUUUUCCUGAGUGUAAAAUUGCAAAAAAAUCCAGGUAUUUCAUCAUCUACAGAACAUUACACCGUCAAGAAAAAUCUGUACCAAAGGAAGAAAACCAAUACUAUACUAAAACCAAUACCAAACCAAUACCCUCAAGCAGCACGACAUUAAAGGGGAUGGGACUCUGAAGUGGUAAUCAUAGUAUGGGCUUGAAAUUGCUUCCAAGAACUAUUGUCUGUGAACUGCUCUACCCUUUCGGAAUACGGGCAGCAGAGCGAAGGUGAUUUCCUGUCGCAUGUCUCAGUGACACGCUGCUCGCUGAGUCUGAACAGGAAUCGUCAUUGCGUGCGGAGGCGUCGUUUUAUCUGUAGGGGUAUUCUGGGAGCAGGACAGACUGAUAAAUGACUAUUUGUGAACUUCUGUAUCCUUCACUCUGUCCUCUUCAACAGACCACGACUGUUGGUGAAGUUUCAAGUCAAGGAAAGUUAGAGCUCCAUUUAUCAGCAUGUCAAACUGAUGUGACUCCUCUGGGAAUUUAAUGCAAGGCUGCUGGAAAAGAGGCUGGAGCCGAUAGUUGAACCUCGGGUACUGGGGUUCUUGCCUCUGCCAAGACUGUCUCUGGACUCUGAUUUUGUGAUGAUGUGGUUCUGUCGGCUCCUUCAGCUUUGUGGUAAAGAGAGAGAUGUGAAAAGCAUUAGCUGCUGGUAAUGCUGGUAGUUAAAAAUAGAGUUCUAGGAAUGGGGGUAUGUAGAGUGGCUUUGUUAAAGUCUGGAUUAUUAUGACCCAGAGGACUAACUGAGUCUCCCUGUGUCAGCCUCUCUUCAGACACAGUGGAAAAAAUGUGCUCGGAGUUCAUAUGAACCGUUGAAGAGUCUUGCAUCACUUAAAGUGUGACAGUCCCAGUAAAAUAAUCAGUUCUGCUUUCAUUCGAGUCACAGUUGAACCUGGGACUGGGCUCUAUGGAUAGCUCUUGAGUUAUGCAUCUUUUCUUUGAGCGUCUCUUAGUAUCAGUUCUGAAGAUCGUGGGUUCAAACCUCAUUAUUGUCUCAGUCCAGACCUCCUUCAUUUCUGCCUCUUAAAAAUCUGGUUUACAGAUUAAUGUGGGCGACUCACAUCAGCAUGAAACAUGACGGCAGGAACUGAAAUCACACCAGAACAGCAGUUCUUUCUUUCUUUCUUUCUUUCUUUCUUUCUUUCUUUCUUUCUUUCUUUCUUUCUUUCUUUCUUUUUCUACAGAAAACAAAAAGGAAAAGAAAGAAGGCAAUGAAAGAAAGAUGGAUAAAAAAAGGAAUAAGAAAAAUUUAAGGAAUAAGAUAGAAGAGGAUAAAAGAGAAAGGAAAUGAGAAAGAGAGGAUACAGACAAAGAAGAAGAAAAAGAAAGAGUAAAGUAUGACAAAAAAAUUACAAUCAACAAAAAAAUUUUAAAGAAAAAAGAAAAGAAAAAGGAACAAAUCAAUUAAAAAGAACGAGAAAUGAGAGAGACAGAAAUUCACUGAAAAGACAAAGAAAAUUAUUCAAAAGAAAAGGAAUAGACAUGAGGGAGAAAUAAAGAAAAAAGAUAAAAAAAUAUAUGUCAAAAGAAAGAGUCAGAAAAAAAUUAGGAAGAAAUUAAAAAUUGUUAAAGAAAAAAGAGAAACAAGUCAAUUAGAAGAAAAAAGGAACAGAGAGGAAGAGAAAAUGGACUAAUAAAGAGAAUCAAAGAAAGAAAAAGGAAAAAAUAAAGAAAGGUUGUUAGUAAGUAAAAUAGGGAAAAGACAGAAAAAAAUUAAAAUGUUGAGGAAAAAAAGACUCUUCAUAAACUUUCUUGAUUUUGGGCUCAUGUCUUUGUGAACUCUAGCUGGUUUUCAUUUUAACUAAAGAUAAAAUGUUUCCAAAUCCUUGUUUUUAGCUGAAGCAAGAGACACAGAGUUCAUCGAUUCAUCACUCCUUUUUUGUUAUUUAAACUCAUGCUUCACUUGUUCGGUCCAAACUAACUCGCAGGAUCUUCACUCAGUACACUUGAACUGAGAACAACGAGUAUCGUGUUUUUUGUAGCUCCAUGAAACAGGUCAGUAAAUCUGUCUUUUCUUUCUUCUUCUGCAGCAGAGAAGGUGUCCUCUUUGGGGAAAGACUGGCACAAGUUCUGCCUGAAAUGUGAGCGCUGCAACAAGACGCUGAAUCCAGGAGGACAUGCUGAGGUCAGAGGAAACUCGCUGAUGAAGGCUUCAAGCCAAGACGUCUAUUCUGACAACCGCUUCUGUUUACAACCAACAUUUUAAACAUCAUGAUUGUGUAGCAAACAUGCCAGACAGUCGUGGUGUUACUGUCGAGUAAAUCUAAGAAGUGAUACAGCUCAUUUGUGCCUCUGACAAAGAUAACGUAACCAAAGGAAGUGCGUGUGGUUUCCCUGUGGUAUAAUUCAUACAGUCACACCAGUGUCUCGCUAACCACACCAGAAGUGAGCAGAUAUGGCGGCACAGUGAGAAGUGUGACUCUGACCACAAAGAAACCUCAAAUACUUUCUUUAGGGUUACAUCCUGUCAAAUGAAGAGCUUUUGUUGUUCUUUGUUUCACAUUUAAGAUGUGAUAGUUUCGACACUCUCAAGUGUAAAUGUGUCAGCGAUAGGACAUGUAGAUGUUCUUCAGCUCUCGUCUCUGUUGGUGAAUGCUCUACCAUUCUGUUAAGCUUCAGGACUCAUUAGUUCAGAUAUUCACAAGUACUUUUGGGGGGUUAUCCGUGGUCACAGACGUCAUGUGGCCUUCAGUACCAGGCGCUGCACUUGGGCUUAAUAACUUACUGAGAUUAAGAUGUUUUUUUGAAUUUAGCUUUGAACUGGGAAGUAAGUGGUCAACCACAGCUUUCAGCCAGAGCAGCUCCACAGUCCUGAAUGUCUCGGUCACAGUGUUUUUUCAGUCAGAUCAGUCUGAAUAUUCGUCUCAAAGAGAAAAUAUCUUGAUGCCUACGAUGUAAACAGCUGCACUGAUUACUUACUGUCCUUACUUUAUAAAGUAUGUUUUAUAUAAGUAGCCUGAUGUGCAAACUGAUUAGAAACAAGAACAGAAUUUGACAAGAUAUAGAAUUUUAAAAGGCCAAAAUAUGAAAAAAAAAAAAUAUAUAUAUAUAUAAUAGCAUAUCAUACAUGAAUAUAAUGGUGUAGUAAUAAGACAACAUGGUGUGGCUAACAUUAGCAGAGCUAGCACUACCUCCUUGCAGGAUUUUCUCCACCCCUGUGCGUAAACACCAUGUUAACCAAAGUGGUGACUCACAGUGUUGAGAUGUAAAGCCAGUGUGCAAAUGCUAACAACUGCAGUUCCUUAAGUGUCCACUGGGGGGUUGGCUCCAGAAGCACAUGGUAGCCACAUACACACCUGAUCUGCAAGAAGCUGAGAUUUACAACACAAAUACACGUUUACAGCCUGAUUCAUGAAACUGUUUUGGUCUGGAUGGGUAAUUUCUGCAUUUCUAUUUGUGCGUGUUUUGUAGCAUGAUGGGAAGCCUUUCUGCCACAAGCCCUGCUACGCCACCCUCUUCGGACCCAAAGGUGCCUUUUCUUCCUUUUAACAGCUGAAAAGAUCUUUUCGAGUGAACUCUGUGUCAGCCAGCUUCUAGUUUUCAAAAGGUGCCUGUGCUUUUAGGUGUGAAUAUCGGGGGAGCUGGUUCCUAUGUGUAUGACAACCCUGUCAACGAAGCCCCCGCUGCAGUUUCCAUGGAAACCAAUGCCAAACCAGAGGAGGAAAGAAAAGCCCCCGCAAGAGGCCCAGUGAAAGGUGAGAAAUAUAUAGAGCAAAAACUGUCACAUUUUGGGGGAGGAAUUCAUAUUACACUAGAGAAAUGUCCUCUGAUGAGAGGAGGAGGGAUGGAUUCAGUUAAACAGGUGAUGAAGAUGGGGAUACUUAAGGUGAAUAGAGAGAAAAUCAAGAAGAAGGAAAAGGAAGAAAAGUUGGAUUUGUACAAAGCUGGACAGCACAUGCCCACAUUGUACAAAAGUGAAGCUAAAAUACCCUGUGCUAGAUCCAUGAGUCUGUGCCGGCAGGACAGAUGAAAAGUAUAACUUUUAAUUUUCCUGUAGAAAAUCAAAACUGACAAAAAGCGGAAUCAAACCUCAGUAAAGAACUUAAAUUCUGUUGUAAUGUGACUUUUUCUCAGCUGCGAGCUUCUCAUCUUUUUCUGGGGGACCAAACAUCUGCCCUCGAUGCAACAAGACGGUUUAUUUUGGUAAGCAUGUUGUCAUUAGGAUAUCUCUUCUUAUCUGGCUGUACUCACCAAGCGAUGGAAUGUUUCUAAGUGACUGGUUGUCAUGGUGACUAUCCCUGUAAUUGUGUGUGUGUGUGUGUGUGUGUGUGUGUGUGUGUGUGUGUGUGUGUGUGUGUACAGCUGAGAAGGUGUCCUCUCUGGGGAAGAACUGGCACCGACCCUGUCUGCGCUGUGAGAGAUGCAGCAAGACCCUGGCUCCCGGCAGCCACGCAGAGGUGAGAAAGAUGUACAUGAAGACGACAGAUUAAACUGCAUGUUUGAAAUUGGACUCUUUCAUUUAAAGGUCUGUUUACUGAGGUCCUGUUCAAAAUAACUUCUGUCCCUGCUAAACCUUUAAAAAAAGACUGUAAAGGGUCUGUAAAGGUCCUUUCACACGGGACCAUUUUUGUCGUGCGACUAUUUUGGUAGUUAGUUUUUUUUCGAACCCCUAUCUUGUCAAUACAAGCGUUCACAUCAGCAACGUUUUCCUGUCCUGCGAUAUUGCGGCAUUUAUUUUUUCGGAUCACGGCCGAAUUUUCUAAAGCUUUGCAUACUGUGUGUCCACUUCUGACCAACCGGAUUGCGUGUUGUUGCGACGUCUGUAUACCCAACAUGGCCGACCGGCUGAUUGUUUACGUGUCGGAGAACAGAGUGCUUUUUGAUAAAAGACACAAACAUUACAAAGAUAAAGACCUGAAGGACAACUUGUGGAGCGUCAUAGCGUCAGAUCUCUCAUGUGACGAUAGUUUGUGUGCUUUAACAGUUUGCUAAAGGCUUUGUUUUAACUUUCAUCUGUGCUAAUGUAAGCUAACGGUUGUUACCAUAGUUUCAUGUGCUUAUCUUAUCGCCUCUGAUUGGCUAUAAGUGCUGACCAUUUGGCUUGAGCGUGUGAUGACGCUUCCAGCUUUUCUAGUCUUUCAGAGGCGAAGGAGGCGGGACUUUCCCCGGGUAAAGUCUUCCCCGGGAUGCGUCUUUUCUCCCCCAGAAAGUCCCAAAAUCGCGUCGGGCUUGAUGUGUAUAGUAAGUAAAAUUCGCCUCCGAAUAUUUCAUAAUUCCGUGUUCUAUAAUCGCGUCGGCCCCGGUAUGUAAGGACCUUAAGAGUGCCUGAGAGAGUGUAGGUGCCAUAUGCAGAAGUGGUUAGGUUUGUGUGUGUUGACAUCAACUGUCUGGGCUGCACCUUUCAUGCACGUCACGAGGGGGUGUGGUCAAGGCGCGAUGAUUGAAUGAUUGAAUGAAUGGACAUAUAGUCACCUGGGUGCUGCGGCGGCUGCAUGGAGAGGGGGUGAGUAGGGAGAGCGUAUUUUUUGUUGACCGCUUGAUUUAAACGUCAAACUAAGCCCAUAGAUCAUCUUGCCUUGCCUUGCCCUGUCUGUCUGUUUGUGCGGCGUUGGAAAUAAAUGUGAACUCAAUCGGAAAACACGGAAAUGGCUUGUGGUUUGUGUAGCGAGUCACCAAUGCGGAAGCUCCCUCACUUAGCCUCUCAGUGACUUUGUUUUCGUUCCUAGUCACUAUAUUUUGUCAACAAAAAAGGAGUACCAACACCCGAACGGCAUAUACGGACGCGAUCACGCCACACGGUGUCUAACUGCAACGCCAGACUGAUCGCAACGUGGACUUCAGACCGGUAGGACUGUAUCACUCGCAUCCAUUCAUUCUGUGUAUGUUGGACGGAACGCAGUUUGAUUACAGCGCAUACAGCGCAUCCAUUGGGGAGCGCUGUGCGUGUGUGAAAGUCCGCUGAGACAGCCUGUCCUGCUCGUUGAGAGUAAAUACCUGUGGUGUUUUCCGAUGUUAAUUGAUGUGAAACAAUCUGUGGAAAAAUAAAACUAUGCUGGGUGUAUUGUGGAUUCACUGCGCGAACCACUGAACUGCCGAAUCUCAAAAGGACAAUAUGAGUGAAGCCAUGGAACAAGUGGAAAACAAUGAAACUGUGGUUGCUAAAAGGAAUGUGAAACUUACUGCAAAAGCAUUGGCAUAUAAAGUGGUAAAUCUACAAAAUGAACGUAAAACACAUGUGAAUAAAAUAAAAGGCUUAAUACCUGCAAUGAAAGAGCUGAUGAAACGAAAGGAAAAUGUACAGGAAGUGAAAUCUCAGUUGCAAACUAUUACUCAGCUCCUUGAUACUGCUGUCAACCUGCAUCAAACAAUAAUUCCACUGUUACCCGAGGAUGAAAAACUUAAACAGAAUGAUUGGUUCUCCAGUAUUGAACGUUACAGCAGUACAUUCAAGGAUGAUGUGAUUCAGUGGUUGGAUGAGAAUGAACAUGUUCUAAAUAUCGUGGAUAAUGAUGAGGCCGCAGCAACAAAGCAUGUGUGUGACCCUCAAAUAGAUGAUGCUUUACAGGCAGCAGCACAGGACACAGGCCCCAUCACACCUUAUGAAGGUCUACAGGAUGACGUGAACCCAAGUGAUAGCAUAUCAAAUGUGCAAAGCAAACGAUCUGCAAAAAGUGCUGUGAGUGGAAAAAGCUCUGGGAGUGGUAAAAGGUCCAACGUAUCAGGAACUUCUUCUGCUCGCAUCAAGGCAGAAGCUGAUUUAGCUGCACUGAUGGCACGGCAAAAACUUUUACAGGACAGACAUGCACUGGAAGAGGAGGAGCAGCAAAUACGGAAACGCAAGGAAAAGCUCAAGUUGGAUGAAGAGAUUGCUGCACACUUGGCUAAAGUGAGCGUUCUAAGGGCUGCAAGCAUAUCUGGUUCGAAAAGUGUUACAACAGACAGGUCCAAUGCAAUGAGUUCCUACGUUAAAAAUGAACAAGAAACAACAAAGUUCAAUGUCAAUGCCACUCCUUUCAUUCCUCUGAGGCUGGAAACAUCUAAACAGCAAUCGAAAAUCAUGGACAGUGACCCUGUGACAAGGCCUAAAUCAGAUGGAUCGACCCAUGCUGUUCACUUUCAGCCUCCCACUUUGAAGAGCCACUUACCUGAUUUUAAUCCUCUGCUCAAUGCUCAUAAUGAUCACUUACAUCAUGGAAUCAGUCUUAAUGUUGGGGAUUCAGCAAGUCAUGGGGAGCAAAACAAUGUUCUUGACAUCAUGAAAAGACAGAAUGAAAUUACAACACUACUGAUACAACAGCAGCAACAUGCGCUCUUGCCUAAAAGAGACAUCCAGGUGUUUGAUGGUGACCCACUGCAGUUCCAUACGUUCCUGAGAGCCUUUGAAAACUGUAUUGAAAGCAAGUCCAACAGUCAUAGUGAUUGCCUGUACUUCCUCGAGCAAUACACUAGAGGUCGUCCAAGAGAUCUUGUGAGAAGCUGCCAGCAUAUGGACCCAAACAGGGGCUAUGCUCAAGCUAAAAUCCUAUUACAAGAACAUUUUGGGGAUGAACAAAGGGUUGCUGCUGCUUAUAUGGACAAGGCGUUGUCAUGGGCUCCAAUAAAAUCAGAGGACGUUAAAGCUCUCCAAGAUUAUAGCCUAUUUCUCAGAGGCUGCGCAAAUGCGAUGAACGAAGUGCAGUAUAUGUUUGAAAUGGAUAUGCCUGCUAGCAUGCUGACAAUAAUAAAAAAACUGCCUUACAAGCUGAGGGAUCGAUGGAGGACAACUGCUUGUGAAAUACAAGAAAGACGUAACCAAAGGGCUACAUUUGAUGAUAUUGUCCAUUUCAUCGAAAGGCAAGCAAAGAUUCUAACAGACCCAGUAUUUGGAGACAUUCAAGACUCAUCACCAGCAGCAAACAGAGGCAUGAAUCGAACCAGCUUAAAACCUAGAUCUCGGCCAAAGGGAAGUAGUUUCGCUACAACAGUGACUACUGUACAGCACAAUUACACAGCAACAAAAGGAAGGAGGCCAGACACAACCUCAUCAGCCAAGAAAGUCUGUCUGUUUUGUGAGGGUGGGCACAUGUUGGAGUAUUGCUCUCGAAUGGAGAAGAUGACUCACACUGAAAAGAUCACCUUUUUAAGGGAAAAGGGAAUAUGCUUCGGCUGUUUGUGUAUAGGACACAUCAGCAAGGACUGUCGAAAGCGCCUGUCAUGCAAAGUGUGUAGUUUGAAACACCCCACAAUGCUUCACAUCCAUUCAAAGGAAAAGGACCCAGUGACAGAAGAAGAACCAGGCGCCGCAGUGGGCUGUGCUCUGGUAUCUAAUGGGUUGACUGGGGCUGGUGGCCAUGAGUGCAAGCUUCCUAUAGUUCCUGUAUUGGUUAAAUCCAAGAAAGGUAAUCAUGUAGUGGCUACUUAUGCCUUCUUGGAUCAAGGUAGCACGGCUGUUUUCUGCACAGUAAACCUCAUGAACAAGCUCAACCUCUCAGGAAAAAGGACAAGAAUCCUUUUGCGGACAAUGGGUCAGGAGAAGGUCGUUAACAGCUGUGUGGUCACGGGACUGGAGGUGGCCGGUUUGGACGGAGAGACAUACUGUGAUUUGCCCAACACCUAUACACAGGAGUGCAUGCCGGUGCAUAGAGGAAAUAUUCCAUGUCAAAAGGAUCUCGAGAGGUGGGCAUACUUGAGAGAUGUUGACUUACCUGAUAUCGACUCCGAAGUUGAGCUGUUGAUUGGAACAAACGUACCAAGGGCACUGGAACCAUUACAAGUCAUCCGUAGUGUGGACAAUGGACCGUAUGCCAUCAAGACUAUUUUGGGUUGGACUGUUAAUGGGCCACUGGGGGGAAACAGUGGUGAUGGAAUGGAUGUUGCGACCGUUAACAGAAUUUCAGUCCUGAACUUGGAGGAGCUCUGGCAGCAGCAGUUCAGAACAGAUUUCCCAGAAUGUGGCUACGAUGAGCAACCUGGCCAGUCAAGAGAGGACCAAAAGUUCAUGAAGUUGGUCCAGGAUUCAGCCAAGCUUGUAGAUGGUCAUUACCAGAUUGCAUUGCCCCUGCGAAGCUCCGUGACCAUGCCAAACAACAAGAAGGUUGCCGAGCAGCGUGCUCUAAACCUGAAGAGGAGGUUCAAAAGGGACUCGUUAUUUCAUCAGCAGUAUACUGAUUUCAUGAAUGAUAUGGUCACCAAGGGAUACGCAGAGCAAGUACCUUCAGAUGAGCUGGCACGUACUGAUGGAAGAUUGUGGUAUAUCCCACACCAUGGUGUGUAUCACCCUCAAAAAGGAAAAAUCCGUGUGGUUUUUGACUGUGCUGCCACUUUCCAGUCAGCAUCUCUCAACGCUCAACUGCUGCAAGGGCCGGAUCUCACUAGCUCGCUGAUUGGCGUCCUGGCCAGAUUCCGGAAAGAACCGGUGGUGAUCAUGGCAGACAUAGAGUCCAUGUUUCACCAAGUAAAGGUGCCAAGGGAAGACGCUGAUCUACUGAGGUUUCUCUGGUGGCCCAACGGUGACUGCACCCAAGACCUGGUAGACUUCAGAAUGUUGGUACAUCUUUUUGGUGCAACGUCCUCACCAAGUUGUGCUAACUUUGCAUUGAGGAAAUGUGCUAAGGACAAUGAAGAACAGUUCUGCCAAGAGACCAUUGAGAGGAUUCUGCACUGCUUUUAUGUGGACGAUUGUCUGGUGUCGACGGCCAGUGAGGAAGAAGCAGUGGCACUGUAUCAUGACCUGGCCUCUGUAUGUGCCAAAGGAGGCUUUAAGUUGACCAAAUGGAUGAGCAAUAGCCGUGCAGUGAUGGCAGCAAUUCCAGGGGACCAAAGAGCUAAGGGCAUGAAGGACUUGGAUUUGGACCAUGACCUGCUACCAGUGGAGAGGGUGCUCGGAGUGCAAUGGUGCAUCCAGUCUGAUGUCUUCAAGUUUAGAAUCCUGGUGCAGGACAGGCCCCUGACAAGGAGGGGGAUCCUCUCUGUCAUCAGUUCAGUAUAUGAUCCUCUAGGAAUCCUGAGUCCCAUUGUUCUUUCUGCCAAGAUCAUCCUGCAGGAGCUGUGUAGGCAAAGACUCGGUUGGGAUGACCCUAUACCACCAUCAGCUGCACAGGAAUGGACGAGCUGGUUAGAGGAGCUCCAUCAGUUAGAGCACUUCCAGGUUUCGCGGUGCCUUAAACCCCCAGACUUUGGUGAGGUCACUGUGGCGCAACUGCACCAUUUUACAGAUGCAAGUAAUAAUGGUUAUGGUGUAGUGACCUACCUUCUCCUGCGGAAUGCAUGUUCCCAGAUGCACAGCAGCUUUGUCAUGGGAAAGUCCAGGGUGUCUCCUUUGAAGCCGGUCUCAAUACCCCGCAUGGAGCUCACAGCUGCUACAAUGGCAAGCCGUCUGGACACCUUUUGGAAAAAGGAGUUGCACAUCUCAUUAAUAGAGUCAACGUUUUGGACUGACAGCACCUCUGUGCUGAAGUACAUCAGGAAUGAGACUUCCAGGUUCCGUACCUUUGUCGCCAACAGGGUAGCAGAAAUACUCAAAGUGUCAGAUCCAUCGCAGUGGAAGUAUGUAAACACCCUAAGCAAUCCUGCAGAUGUGGCCUCCAGGGGACUGAGGGUUGACAUGUUCCUGAGGAACAAGGCGUAGUUGUCAGGACCUGCAUAUCUCCUGCAACCUGAACGAGACUGGCCUGUGAGUCCAGAUUGCUUGGGGGAACUCCUGCUGAACGAUCCAGAAGUCAAGGCCAGUGUGGCAGUGAAUGCAGUGCAGGCCUCAGAGGAUGUGGAUGCAACCACUCAACUAAUCCAUCAUUUUUCCUCUUGGACCCAUCUGAGAAGGGCUGUGGCUUGGUUUCUCAGGCUAAAAAACAUGCUGCGGGGUCUCAGCCAGAAGAGGACUGACUCUGCGUCCACUCAGUCGGAGUCAGGGAAACAACAAAGACCGUCCUCGGAGCUUGGAAAAGGAGGGUUCAAAGACCUGGCACCGAGAGGUUUCCUCACGGUAGACGAGUUGCAGGUAGCUGAAAAGGAAAUCAUCAGGUUUUGUCAGAGGAAGAGGUUUCCUGAUGAACUCUCUAGUUUGCAGAAGGGCGAAAGUGUGAAAAGGAGAAGUCACAUCUUCAAGCUCGCUCCUGUGUUGGAGGAUGGUAUCCUGAGGGUUGGUGGUCGGUUGAGCCGAGCAGCCUUACCUGAAGACGCAAAACACCCUGCCAUUCUGACCAAAGAGCUCCACAUUUCAGACGUUCUCCUGAGACACAUACAUCAACAAGUUGGUCAUGGAGGACGCAACUACAUGUUGUCCAAACUACGUGAAAGAUACUGGAUUCCUGGGGUCAGCACAGCCAUAAGGAGAAUUUUGUCAAAGUGUGUUGUCUGCCGCAGGUUGCAAGCUGCCCCAGGGUGUCAGCUGAUGGCUGAUCUUCCUGUUGACAGGGUCUGCCCAGACGAACCUCCAUUCACCAGAGUCGGUGUGGACUACUUUGGACCAUUCGAGGUUAAGAGCCGGAGGAGCAUUGUAAAGAGAUAUGGAGUCAUGUUCACCUGUUUGGCAAUACGGGCUGUUCAUAUCGAAGUGGCUCCUUCGCUGGAUACAGACGCCUUUAUUAAUGCACUACGACGAUUCAUGGCAAGACGUGGCCAAGUCCAAGAAAUUCGAUCAGACAAUGGAACGAACUUUAUUGGAGGAGAGCGUGAGCUGAGAGAGGCUAUCAGAGGUUGGAAUCAAGCUCAGAUAAAUGGUGUUCUUCUUCAGAAGGAGGUGAAAUGGAUUUUUAACCCCCCAGCUGGAUCGCACCAUGGUGGUGCCUGGGAAAGGUUGAUCAGAUCAGUGCGCAAGGUCUUGAACUCCAUCUUGAAAGUUCAAAAUCUGGAUGAGGAGGGAUUACACACUGUCCUCUGUGAGGUGGAAGCAGUCAUUAACGGCCGUCCAAUUACUAAGGCCUCAACCGACCCUAACGACCUCGAAGCUCUGACGCCUAACCAUCUCUUGCUGUUGAAAACCUCUCCUUCCCUGCCACCUGGGCAGUUUCAAAGAGAUGACAUCUACGCUCAUCGACGCUGGAGGCAGGUCCAGUACAUGUCUGAUUUAUUUUGGAAGCGAUGGACUAAGGAGUAUUUGCCACAGUUGCAGGAACGUCAGAAGUGGACUGGUAUCAAGCGCAACUUUGUAGAAGGGGACGUUGUGCUUAUUGUGGAUGAAACAGCACCACGGAACUCGUGGGUCAUGGGAAGGGUUAUCCAAACCUUCCCAGACAGAAGAGGAUUUGUGCGAUGGCUGCAGAUCAAGACCAAGACCAGCUCCUUGGAAAGGCCCAUAACCAAAGUCUGUCUUCUGCAGGAAUCGGAUGCCUGACUCUUCCGUUCUGGAAGGAUAGUUUGAUUGACUUUACUGACCGACAGCACGACAUGACUUUCCUCCGUGAAGCUGUGUGUCUGAACUUUUGAACUUUUGAACUUGGCUAGACUUGACUUGUGUUCCAGGAAGAAGAGCACAUUGAUGAACUGUAUUGAUGGACUAUCACAAGAACAUUGGUGGAUUUCGUGGUUCAUUUAUUUGUCAUAGUGUAAUUAUUAUAAUGGUAAUAAUUAGGGGCUGGGUUGUAGGUGCCAUAUGCAGAAGUGGUUAGGUUUGUGUGUGUUGACAUCAACUGUCUGGGCUGCACCUUUCAUGCACGUCACGAGGGGGUGUGGUCAAGGCGCGAUGAUUGAAUGAUUGAAUGAAUGGACAUAUAGUCACCUGGGUGCUGCGGCGGCUGCAUGGAGAGGGGGUGAGUAGGGAGAGCGUAUUUUUUGUUGACCGCUUGAUUUAAACGUCAAACUAAGCCCAUAGAUCAUCUUGCCUUGCCUUGCCCUGUCUGUCUGUUUGUGCGGCGUUGGAAAUAAAUGUGAACUCAAUCGGAAAACACGGAAAUGGCUUGUGGUUUGUGUAGCGAGUCACCAAUGCGGAAGCUCCCUCACUUAGCCUCUCAGUGACUUUGUUUUCGUUCCUAGUCACUAUAGAGAGUACGGGGGGGUUCCUGUCAUGCUACUCUUUCUAGUCUGCUCUUGGAAAAAUUAUUUUUACUCACCAUGAAAUUUGCAUCACAUCUUUCAGGAACUGACUUUACAGUAAAAUGGUGAACAGUGUCAUUUCCCCAACAAUAAUGAAAUUUCUCAGGAUGAGAGUGCACAGCACAGCUCUAUGCAACAGAGAGUAAAGAUGCUUACAGCUCAUCUCCACCAUCAGAAGCAAGACAAGAGCAAACUGCACAGAGCUGCACAACUUGAUGUGCAUUUGCUUAUCUUUAGUGCAAUAUUCCCUGUGAAUUGGACUUUGAAAUGAAGUAAAUGAUGUGCAGUUCAUGGUGCUUAGCGAAGCCAUGAUCCAUUUUUUUGUGAACUAGCCCUUUAACCUAAUAAAGGAGGAUUCAUGUGUUCUGUGUUGCAGCAUGAUGGACAGCCUUACUGCCACAAACCGUGCUACGCGGUUCUGUUUGGGCCCAAAGGUGAGUAAAGAAACAUACUGCGUAAAACACCUCACAAAGUUCACCUAAAUUGGAGUGAAAAUAAAGAUGUUUUGAAAUUUUUACUGCAAGCAAGUGGUCAGUGUUCAUUUAAUGCAACUGGUGCAACACCAGGUGAGCAGGAUGAAUUGAAACUUUGAUUGUCAGGAUUAGAAUAGUCGCAUUGAUAUAAAUGCAACAGCUGUCACCAGAGUGAAGGUCUCUGUUGCUUCUAACUAAUGAUACUUGAAGAGUAUUUGAUGUCUGAGGUCUUGAUCAGACAAGAAUGAAUCCACUGAAAAUAAAAAAGAAGUCUCUCCUUUGUACUUUGAAGACAUUCAUCACACACACACACAAGGAUCCUCGAAAAGGACUGACAAAGCUGGAGAGUGCACACCAGGUUAGCAGUGGUAUAAGUUUGUAGUGACACACAACUGAAGAUGUUUCAUACCCAUGUAUGAGGAGGUUAUGCACGUGUGUGUAUUGGGCAGAGAAUUCACUAUUUUCAACGGAACCCACACCUGCUUUUCACAGUAACAGACAGGGUGGGAGUUUCAAAAGACUGCUCUGGAGUCUGGUUUCAGUGAUGCAUGAGAAGUCUGAUCCAAAGGUGCCUGGAUGCUGUUAGUUUGUUGAAUUCGUGUUGAAAAAGCCCUUUAAAUCUAAAGCCUGUGUGGUCUCCUCUUCCAGGUGUAAACACUGGAGGUGUCGGCAGCUACAUCUACGACGACCCUGAGGCCGAGGCUCAGGACUGAACCAGGACUUAGUCUCACCUUUAGGACCCUGGAUGUCUCUAAUUUGCCUUCUGAAGUGGCUCUAUAUGUACUCCACUCACAGAGACGAUACUUAGAUCUUUAUGUUGUAUUUGUAUAUUGUUUAUAUAUCUAUUUUUUGUACUUAAAACCAACGUCCUCCCAAGUGAGCUUCAGAUUUGCCUUUAGGUUUCUCGGUUCUCUUUGCCAAAUAAGUAUCAGCGUAUUCGUAGUGAAUCAAAGCGCUUGAGAUUUUUUCACUUGUUAUUGAUACUUUUUCAGACUUAUGUGCACUUAAAAAAUGUACUGUAUGGAAAAACUAUUACCUGUCAGUGUUUUUGAACCAGUUCAUAUUUACUCCAACAGGGGAGGAGAUGUAGAAGUAGCUAAUGUACUGUGCGCACAGAAACUUACAUUUGACUGACCGUUUGGAAGAUGAGUUUGGGGUCUGUUGUGAAUAAAAACUGCACAUCAGAUUUUAUACAGUCCAGUUUUGUGUCUGUUAUUGUACAGGUAACUAUAAAAAUACAAAACAGUUCAUUUGAAGUAGCCUUGGAGUGAAAUAUUUAAAGCCUUUACUGUUUUGUUUGUUGUUGUCUUUGUUUUUCAUGAUUAAGACAAAUGCCUCAAGAAAAUUAAGGGCCCAGAAUCUCGAUUGCUCGAAUACUUCCUAGGAUUUACCAAAAAAGGAUUGAAAACAUUAAAAUCCGAGAUUUGAAAUGAAGGUGUAAGAACAAUACAGCGUUGUUUGGAAAUUAAACUCAUUGUGAUUUAAGUAAACUCUUUUUAAUGUAAUAUUUUCCUCCCCUUUUGAGUAAUCAACCAAAAGUACCACAUACGUAAAUAUCCAAUUCAAGAAAAUAAAAGAUAAAAUAAAUGAAAACAAACGAGCACUUCCUGAAAGAAGUGCAAACAAAUAACAUGGAUAAUGUCACACAUAUAGGACAAGAGACAGUCACGCCCCUUCCUGGAAACUCAGUACCCGGAAAAGAAGAGGACUGUCAAGCAAAACACAACAUCACUGGGAAAUGAUAGGCUACAACUACAGAAUAAAAGGAGAGAAAUUUACAAUAAGGUGCUGCAGAACAGCAAAGGUUAAACCAAGAUAUAGAAUUCUAGCAACAUAUUACUUACUAAUUAUGCAUCUUCCUUUUGUUUGUAUAUAAAUACCUUUGAUCUAAUAUAUAUCAAACAACUGCAAUUAUACAUCAAUUUUACAAAGUGAUUCAGAACAUUCACAGCUGUAUUUUUGAAAAGAAAAAGUAACACAUUUCAACAAUCUGAACUGAAACUCUGAUCCUCUCAUCAGACUCCUUUACUUUCUCAGUUGAGCCACUGGCUCAACUUACCCCAGAACUACUAUGAUGACUUUAUUAGUCCUCGAAGCUAAAAUGGUGGACUCUUAUGCUAGGUUUAUGACCUCAUUUAGUAGCUCUUAGAUACCACAAUUGAUGAAUAAAACAAAUUUAAAUGAUCUUUUUUGAUCUGAACAUAAUUCUAAUAAAACUUAUGACAGACUAAAUUCACUUUCAAGAGUGAAAAAUGUAUUUUUGGAAAUAAAUGCCUAAACCCUUCA
This is a messenger RNA of Xyrichtys novacula (pearly razorfish), 20344 nucleotides long. Lineage: Eukaryota; Metazoa; Chordata; Actinopteri; Labriformes; Labridae. The record is from the annotation of a GenBank genome assembly.